Lingula anatina is the source of this 1037-nucleotide messenger RNA. RefSeq names its product perlucin-like protein. The record is from RefSeq and is a predicted model, not a curated record. Lineage: Eukaryota; Metazoa; Brachiopoda; Lingulata; Lingulida; Lingulidae.
GGGACCAAACAGUUUGUUCACAUAUGUCGCUUUACUGAAAAAAUAUGAAAAUUUCAGCGAAAUUGUUGCUCUUUAUUUUUACCGGUGGAUGUAUAGAUGCACUUCCGUUGUCUGGGAACGGUACUGAAUCGGCAAUUCAGAAACUGGAAAGAAAAGUAGACCAGUUGUAUACAGUGGUCAGCCAGUUAGAAAUGAAGAUAAUGACACAACCAGUGAGUUGUCCUGCCGGUUACACGGAGUUUCAAGGGUCUUGUUAUAUGUUUGUGAGAUACUUAAUGAGCUGGGACGAUGCGGAGAAGAACUGCCAACGUUUCCAUGGCAACCUGGUGACCAUCCAGAGCGCAGCUGAACAGGACUUUCUCACCGAUUACAUCACCAAAAAUGGCGAUCUGUAUCCACAUUGGGGGUUUUGGACUGGCGGAAUUGACAGAGGCGCAAACGGCAUGUUUAGAUGGACAAAAAACAAUAAACUAAUCCAAAAUGAAGGAGAUUUCCUGGGAUGGGACUACUUUGAUAGUGGUACCACGCAAUCUAACCAGGACUGUAUGGUGCUGUGGCGUAACAGGGGUUAUCUCUGGCACGACUUAGGCUGUCAGGACAAGAUGCACUCUGUCUGUGAAAUAGAGAAAUGAUUAAAACCGAAGGAAGAUUAAACAAUUCGCUUGAUUUGGUUAAUUUUUUACUACCGAAAGAAGGUGCACCCCAAUAUAAACAUAGUAACGGUAAAAACGAAAGUCGAUGAACAGUAGAAAAAAAGUAGGAAAAAUCCACUUGAUUUCUUUUUAAUAUCCCGAGAAAGUGUGAAAUAUGCAACGGCAACCAAAAUUGAUGGACUGUAAAAACAAAAGUAAAAAAAAAAAAUCCCCUUGAUUUCACAUGAAUGUUGAAAGACAAAUAAAAUGAUUUUUAUUGAUUUGUUUUAAGAAUUCUGCGGCAAAUACUAUGUUCGCCUAAGUCUGAGACCUAAAAUGUCAUAGGCUUGUUUGUUAGUUAACAGGUAAGUUGAAAUUGAUCAAAAUUAUAUUUCAGCCGUUGCA